ACCCUUAGAAUUCCAUUGGCGGCCCCUACGCCGUUGGCCUUGCUUACUUAGCUUCUCCUCCCUCUCUCUCUCUCUCUCUCUCUCUCUCUCUCUCCCUCCUAAAAAUUAAAACCCACCACCUCCUCUCUCUCUCUCUCUCUCUUCCUAGUAUUUAAAACCAAGUCACACUUCAAGUAACAGACGCAAGACUUAGGAGCUAGGAAGAAAGAGAGGCUAGUGAUCAACAUGGAGCUAUGGUCCUGGCUCAAGUUUGUGUCCCUGUGUUUCAUUCUUGGAGUUUUUGGUCUGAGGAUUGUGGUGUUGCUUUGGUGGAGGCCCAGAAGAAUUGAGGAGCAUUUCUCAAGGCAAGGGAUCAGAGGACCUCCUUAUCAGUUCUUCAUUGGAAAUGUCAAAGAGCUUGUGGGGAUGAUGAUCAAGGCCUCUUCUCAAACCAUGCCUUCUUCCUGUCACAAUAUUCUCCCCAGAGUCCUCCCUUUUUACCAUCACUGGAAAAAAAUCUAUGGUGCAUCAUUUCUUGUGUGGUUCGGACCAACAGUUCGGCUCACCGUCUCCGACCCCGAUCUUAUCCGCGAAGUAUUUACUUCCAAGUCGGAAUUCUACGAGAAAAAUGAGGCUCACCCACUAGUGAAGCAACUCGAAGGCGACGGCCUCUUGAGCCUUAAAGGUGAGAAAUGGGCUCACCACAGAAAGAUCAUUACCCCUACAUUUCAUAUGGAGAAUCUCAAGUUACUCAUACCUGUCAUGGCAACGAGUAUGGUGGAUAUGAUGGACAAAUGGUCAGCAAUGUCGUCCGACUCUGGUGAGGUUGAGAUUGAAGUUUCCGAAUCGUUCCAAACCCUAACCGAAGACAUUAUUACCCGAACUGCAUUUGGAAGCAGCUACGAAGACGGCAAAGCCAUUUUCAGGCUACAAGCUCAGCAAGUGCUCUUCGUUGCCGAGGCCUUUCAAAAAGUCUUCAUUCCCGGCUUUAGAUUUGUACCCACGAGACGAAACAUAAACUCGUGGAAAUUGGAUAAGGAAAUUCGGAAAAAGCUCAUGGAGUUGAUCGAUCGACGGAGAGAAAAUUCGAUCAACAAUGUGAACGGAAAAUGUUCCAAGGAUUUAUUGGGGCUUAUGAUUCAGGCCUCGGAUUCUUCUUCACCACCAUCCAAUCUUGACGCCAUCACUGUGAACGACAUUGUUGAAGAGUGCAAGAGCUUCUUCUUUGCUGGCAGCCAAACCACAUCCAAUUUGCUGACGUGGACGACGGUUCUCUUGGCAAUGCACCCUCAGUGGCAGCUGCAGGCACGUGCCGAGGUGCUCAGGGUGUGCGGAUCACGUGACAUACCCACCAAAGACGAUGUCGUAAAGCUCAAGACGCUCAAUAUGAUCCUGAAUGAAUCUCUAAGGUUGUACCCGCCUACCGUCGCGACGAUCCGACGGUCCAGAACGGAUGUGGAGCUCGGGGGAUAUAAGAUCCCCCGUGGUACCGAGCUUUUGAUCCCAAUCCUGGCCGUUCAUCAUGAUCAGAGCUUAUGGGGAAAUGACGUGAAUGAGUUCAACCCGGCCCGGUUCGCGGAGGGCGUGGCUCGGGCCGCCAAGCAUCCGGUGGCGUUCAUUCCAUUUGGGCUUGGGCUCCGCACGUGCAUCGGGCAAAAUCUAGCGCUGUUGCAGGCGAAAUUGGCCCUCGCCAUCAUGCUCCAACGGUUCUCGUUUAAGAUGUCCCCCACUUAUCAACACGCACCAACGGUCCUGAUGAUGCUUUACCCUCAAUAUGGUGCACCCGUCAUUUUUCAGCGUCUCCCCCAAGAUCAAGGACAGGAUCAAGGGUCUUGAUCUAUCUCUGCUCCUAUGCAUACCAAUCCUUUGUGUCUGAGUGCGGGUAUAGGAUCCCAAAGUUAAUUGACUGAAAUACCCAUUCGGUCGAUUUACUCAAUUUGGUUUUUACUUUCUUCGUUUUUUUUUCAAUUUUUUUUUUUUUUAUGUUGGGUUUUCAUAUAACUAUAGGAGCUAAAGUGGCAUAUGUCUUAAGAGAAUAUGUUGAAUUCCCUUUAACCUAGCGUUACUGACCCCCUCAUGAACAGGACCAUGGUUUUUUACCAAAGGAAAGGUAUUAACCUUGGCAUGUAAGCAGUAAGCUUUCUUUUCUCAACCUAGGAAUUAGUAAAUUGCUAACAAGUAGGUAGCUAGCUUCUUCAUCUAUCUUUCUCUCGUUUGUAUGUAAUGUAUAUUCUGUUCUGUUGCUACAAAGUUUUGUACCAUCAGUUUCCAUCAAUGAAUCUUUAAUAGGUUGCAUCAA
This is a messenger RNA of Rosa rugosa (rugosa rose), 2278 nucleotides long. RefSeq names its product cytochrome P450 734A1. Gene Ontology annotation, biological process: brassinosteroid homeostasis; brassinosteroid metabolic process. Lineage: Eukaryota; Viridiplantae; Streptophyta; Magnoliopsida; Rosales; Rosaceae. Bases 226 to 1815 code for a protein of 529 amino acids. Gene Ontology annotation, molecular function: oxidoreductase activity, acting on paired donors, with incorporation or reduction of molecular oxygen; heme binding; monooxygenase activity. The record is from RefSeq and is a predicted model, not a curated record. The transcript is spliced from 5 exons.